Epinephelus lanceolatus (giant grouper) is the source of this 3032-nucleotide messenger RNA. It is a transcript of the gene plbd2, whose product is annotated as phospholipase B domain containing 2. Gene Ontology annotation, biological process: phospholipid catabolic process. The record is from RefSeq and is a predicted model, not a curated record. Lineage: Eukaryota; Metazoa; Chordata; Actinopteri; Perciformes; Serranidae. Gene Ontology annotation, cellular component: extracellular region. Gene Ontology annotation, molecular function: glycerophospholipase activity.
CAAUGUUAUCAUGUGACUUCUUCAUGUGAACAUGGCGUCCAGACCAAACAGGACGUCUGCUGGUGGACGUUAUAAAAUAUUUUUAAACGUUUUAGCUCUUUUAUCCGGGUUGUGUUUCAUGUGUGAGUCUGUUGGAGCUGAAAUACGAACCGCUGUGAUUGACAAACAAAGCGGACAGCUGUCGGUCAUUGAGGGAUACCGAGCAGAUUUUGUGGCCUGGGCGAUCUUUACUGAUGACAUAGAAACGUCAGGCUGGUCCUUCCUGGAGAUCACUACCAGCAGUCAGUACAAUGACAGUAUCCAGGCUUAUGCUGCUGGCGCAGUGGAGGCUGCUCUCACUUCUCAGCUCAUCUAUAAGCACUGGAUGAACACUCUCGUGAAUUACUGUGGGCCCUUCACGUCUGAGUCUGCUUACUGCCAGCGCCUUAAGGCUUUCAUCACAACCAAUCUGCAGUGGGUUCAGGAGCAAAUAGAGAAGCAGCCAAGCUCUCCCUACUGGUACCAGGUGCGUCUGGCACUGCUGCAGCUAAAAGGUCUCGAGGAUAGCUACAAUGACGAGCUGUCGUUUCCAAUAGGGUCAUUCUCCCUCAACCCAUUUGGCUUCCUACUUUUCCAGUUGGGUGGAGAUCUGGAGGACUUGGAAUCGGCUCUCAACAAAUCCAGCCAAACUCGACCUCUUGGAUCUGGCUCCUGUUCUGCUCUCAUUAAGCUGCUGCCGAACAAUAAGGAACUGCUGGUGUCACAUGACACCUGGAACAACUACCAGGCCAUGCUGCGCAUCAUGAAGAAAUACAUGUUUGCCUUCAGAGUUUCUCCUUCAGAUGAGGAUCUUAUACCUGGAGGAACUCAGGCCUUCUCAUCUUAUCCUGGAUCGAUCUUCUCUGGAGACGACUUUUAUAUCAUCAGCAGUGGUUUGGUUACUUUGGAAACCACCAUCGGGAACAGUAACCCUGCUCUGUGGAAGUUCGUUCAGCCCACGGGAACUGUCAUGGAGUGGCUGAGGAACAUUGUGGCUAACCGACUGGCUGCUACAGGCAAGGAGUGGGCCGACCUAUUCAGGAAGUACAACAGUGGAACGUAUAACAACCAGUGGAUGAUUGUGGACUAUAAGCACUUCACUCCAGGGAAGACUGACAUUAAAGAGGACCUCUUUGUUGUGCUGGAGCAGAUUCCGGGACUAGUUGUUUACAGUGAUAAAACUCAGGAACUGCUGGAGAAAGGUUACUGGGCAAGCUUCAACAUACCGUACUAUGAGGAAAUAUUCAAUGCCAGUGGCUGCAAUGAGCUGGUUGAGAAGUUCGGCCCGUGGUUCUCUCUGGACCAGAAUCCUCGGGCUCAGAUAUUCAGGAGAAACCAGACAGCUGUCACGGAUGUGGACUCAAUGGUCCGCCUUAUGAGGUAUAAUAACUUUAAGGAAGACCCUCUGUCAAAGUGUGAAGGCUGUGAUCCACCUGGGAAUGGAGAGAAUGCAAUCUCAGCCCGUUCAGACUUGAACCCAGCUAAUGGAACAUAUCCAUUUGGCGCUUUAAAGCAGAGGUCACAUGGAGGAACAGACAUGAAGAUGACCUCCUUUGGGAUGUUUCGGGACUAUGGUAUGCUGGCAGUGAGCGGGCCAACAUGGGACCAGGUGCCACCCUUCCAGUGGAGUACUUCACCUUACAAAGACCUGAUACACAUGGGCCAACCUGAUACUUGGGCAUUCAAGCCCAUAAAAGUCACAUGGACUCCUUAAUUGUUAAUAUGCUGUAUAUAAAAGUGACAUAAUCAGUGUAAAUUCUGCCAGCUGUUUGAAGUUUUGACAAAGGGAAAUUAUAUUUUAAUGCAGCGGGACAUGACUUUUAUGAGCACAAUAGUCAUUUUAUGGAUUCUUGCAAUAAUAUUCAUAAAGUAUUGCAAUAUAACAGUAUUGCACUAUUUGCAUAAUUAAAGCACAUAAUGUUUAACAGAGCUUUUAAUGUGAGGCAAUAUGAACAAUAACUUUACAAUCUUGCUGUUGUAAAGAAGAAGCUUCUGCAUUAGAUUAUCUGAUUUUAGGUUUUUGCAGAUAAAUAUGUGAAAAUGUAAAUUCCACUUUUUUCAAUUUUGAUUUCUCAUUGAGUUAUUGGCAUUAAAAUGUUGCUACAGGACACCACUUUUCUUUGGAGAGAUCACUGAGUAUGAUUAUUGAUACAGAUGCUGUAAUUUAAUGUCACUGUGAAAGCAAAUGUCUUAAUCAUGACUUAAAUAAUUUGGGUCAUUCCAUGCUAACUGUUUUACUUUUUUUACUUUACUUUUUAGUAAUCAAAUACAUUUUUUUUCUUUAGUUCUCAAAAAAUUAAUAUCUCCACUAGUUUUUACUUAGUGCAAACAAAUUUGGAUUCUGUUUAGUGUUAAUGUAUUUCCAUCACAUCAGUCAAUUUGUAUGCAUAAAAACUGAGUGCCACAGAUCUGGCUAAAUAUAGCUUCAGAGCUAAAAAAAAAUAAAAUAAACCACACUUUAUAAGAUAUUUUGAGAUGAGAUAUCUUUCCCCAGAAUGGUUAUUUUCAUUUCCCUGAAACUUGUUAAUAAUUAUUGCAUAACAUUAACAAUUUAAAGAUGUUAUAUGACUCCAUGAUUUAAUCAUUUUUUCAUGGUUUUCACCUGCUAUAAUACUACAGUCAGUGGUUUUACCUCCAUAGGUAGAUAUUUGUACUAUGUUGACUUCAGGGUUUUCUACCUCUGUGUGAUACCUAAUGGGUCUGUUUUUCAUUGGGUUUAGGACAUUUCCAAAUUACAGCUUGUAAUGGCUUGGUUCAGCAUGGUUUAGCUCUAAGGUCCAAUUUUAAAGAAUAAAUAACUUUUUUAAAAAAGUAUUUGGAAUGGAGGAUUUUGCAAGGUUCCAUUAAUUUAAUAGAAGUUUUCACUUUUUUUUCUCAAUAAAAUCCAUAACAUAAACAGGAAGUCCUAUGUGAGUUGAUAUGGAAUGACCCAUUUUUAAUAAUUUUUAAAUCAUGCAUUGUUUGUGAAAUAUUUUCUAAAUAAACAGUGCCCAGAUUAUUGGGUUUCUUAAAAA